This is a messenger RNA of Adineta ricciae, 378 nucleotides long. The record is from the annotation of a GenBank genome assembly. NCBI's taxonomy places the organism in Eukaryota, Metazoa, Rotifera, Eurotatoria, Adinetida, Adinetidae.
AUGGCCAUAGACUUGGAAUGUUUCAACCAACAGAUGGAAAGAGCUCGUUUGUACGUUCAGUAUAUCGUACAAUUACUUGAAGAUGCUGGAAAGAUAGCGUCGCCAUACGAUGAAAGUCAUGCUUUAAAAGUCGUCAAGUUGAUCUUACAUAAGUUGUCCUAUAGUGGAGAAAAAACGCCAGGUGAAUUUCUUGCUGAGACUCAUUCGUUUUUUCAUAAUGUUCAAACAAAUGAACAAUUAAUAUCGAUGAUAAUAAAGUCUCAUUCUCUUGUAACUGUUAUUGAUACAGAUAAGGGUAAAUAUAUUUUUUUCUACUCACAAACAAAUCGCUAUCUUUAUUUAUUAUAUUUUGAAGAUUCAACUGGAUGGUUGCAUUGA